Racocetra fulgida is the source of this 282-nucleotide messenger RNA. NCBI's taxonomy places the organism in Eukaryota, Fungi, Glomeromycota, Glomeromycetes, Diversisporales, Gigasporaceae. The record is from the annotation of a GenBank genome assembly.
CAAAAUAAUUUGAAAAAUAUUCAUUCAGCAGGAUUGAUUCAUAAGGAUAUUAUUCAUCUUGGAAAUAUUCUUCAAGUUAGUAACGAAGUAAAUAUCACUACGCAUCUUUCAGGUUUGGGAUUGCCUAAAAGAAUAAGUGGUUUAGAUAUAAGUGAGGAAAUAUUUGGAGUUGUAUCUUAUGUAGUGCCUGAAGUAUUGCUAGGCCAACGAUAUACAAUGGCAUCGGAUGUUUAUAGCUUAGGAGUUAUUAGUGCGAAUGUCAACUGGAAGGUUAUCAUAUGA